AUGGUUACGACGUGCGAGUACCGAGACGGAACGGCGCAAUUACGAAUCACUACACAAGCUACCCAGCCCCUUGUUCAUUCGGAACUGAACACCAACUUGCCGAAAAACGCACUAGCCCCACCCACCAUCGGCCUACUGCUUCUCCAAGCUAUCCACGCCAUUCUCUCACAGCUAUGCGUGCCAAGUCUAAUGUAUGUCCGUUUGCCGAACGACGGACAAAGUGAAAGCUCGACUAGUAUGCGAGUGAGGCAAGUGCCUCUGACGCUGACUAAGGAUGAUAAUUCUGGUGCGGCGGGGUGUGUGGAUUAUCUUUGUUAG
Molecule: messenger RNA, 318 nt
Organism: Mycosarcoma maydis (corn smut)
Lineage: Eukaryota; Fungi; Basidiomycota; Ustilaginomycetes; Ustilaginales
Exons: 2
Coding region: 1-318 (105 amino acids)
Source: RefSeq, a predicted model, not a curated record